Neurospora hispaniola is the source of this 2299-nucleotide messenger RNA. RefSeq lists its product as uncharacterized. Bases 126 to 2252 code for a protein of 708 amino acids. The transcript is spliced from 2 exons. NCBI's taxonomy places the organism in Eukaryota, Fungi, Ascomycota, Sordariomycetes, Sordariales, Sordariaceae. The record is from RefSeq and is a predicted model, not a curated record.
AUAGCCUGCUGGGCAUGUUCAAUUUAACGUGUCUUCGUCAGUGAAUUUGUAUUUGAACGCUCCCGCCCAUCCGCACUUUCCAUCCCAAGUCGCUUCCAAAUUCUCUUGCAAAUACCACCAGAGGCAUGAAUUCACACACUUCGACGACAUACGAACCAUCUGACUCAACUCCGCUGUCCCCAGAAUCCUCUACCCAGGACUGUCUCCCACUUGGCCAAUAUGAAGCGCACCAGGACUGCAUCAUACCGCAAAAAGUCAUUCCUCGGAGAAUCCUGCCAAGUAACACGCAGCUGUCCCAGUACAGCCCGUGGCAACGAUGGGGAUCCUCCUGGUUCUGGGAGAUAGCAGCAAUGACACUCAGCUGUUUCUCCCUGGCCUUGACACUGGGUAUUCUUUACUUCUUCGACGGCAAGCCCUUGAAAUCGUGGCCCCUCUACCUGUCACUGGGCACAAUUAUAUCGACCCUGGCACAGGUUUCUCGCACCUCUCUUGCCUUCGCCAUCACGCCCUGUCUGGGGCAGGCAAAGUGGAAUUGGUUUUCUCAAAGAGAAGACGACGUUCUGGUCUUCAGAACCUUCGAUGAAGCAAGUCGAGGGCCUUUGGGAAGCUUACAGCUGCUCUGGAAGCUCAAGUACCGACAUCUUGCCUCGCUCGGCGCUCUAGUAACGGUUGUGAUGUUCGGAUACGACCCCUUCGUCCAAGCCAUAGUUGACACCUCUGGAAAUGAGGUUUUACUCACAGGAAGCUCAAGGGCCAAGAUCAGGGCAUCAAACAGGAUCUGUGUAGGUGAAGAACAAACAACAGGUGCACAGAUUACUUUGACGAACAAAAAUGGCUCAAUGGGACCCGACACAGUGGUCCUUCAGGAAAGUGCGCUGAUAGCGGACUUUGGCUUGACGCUUGCCGUCUACGAUGGAUUCGUCAACAAGUCCUCGGCCUUAACAGAUCCUUACCAGUCAUCCUUCUCUUGCGAGACCGGCAACUGCACCUUCCAAGUUUUCGACUCAUUGGCAGUUUGCAGCCGUUGCUUCAAUGUGUCAGAUCAUAUUCGAAGAGAGCGAGUUCCCAAGGGAGGAACUACAUAUACACAAUACAUACUACCAUAUGGCUUGGAAAUUCUCAAUUGGGACGGCGCAAAGCCACCGGAGAAUGCAUAUCCAGUUCCCACAGAAAGUCCAAUACACAGGCGGCUAUAUGGAGAUACUAAUCAACCAUCGGCCGCUACAAGCUUAUCACCAAACCAGACCGUAGUCAAGGUCAUAGCCAACCGGUCCGAGUCCAUAUCCUUUGCCAACUUCACUACCACCUUUGUUGUUUUCAGAAUCAUUCAAUCUACCCCAGAAUUUGUCAACAACCUUUCGCCUUGGAAUACGACGUUUCCACUCGCCAUGGAAUGCGGAUUAUCCUUCUGCGUCAACCGAUAUAAUUCCAGCGUCAGUAAGGGCACACUCCAUGAAUCCGUUCUUGACUCGUGGGACAAGUGGUUACAUCCGUCGCUGCUGCCUCAAGAAAAUCUGGAAAGCAACAUCACCACAAAAAAACAGCGUGAAGAAUGGAUGCAUCCCUUCAACCACACACUAGGCAGUCCAGCCGGCUCAGAUCUACAUGGAAAGCUAUGGGAUUUUCCGCGAUCUGAUUUACUCCUGGCUACAUCCCCGAGUCUCGACCCCGGGCACCAUGACGACCCUGGUGCUACCACGGUUUCCAACCGCCUCCCCUACUUCAACAUCACCCAAGUUACCCUAGCCUCCACAAUCGACUGGUUCACCCACUUUCUUGCCCCCAAGCCACUGAUUUAUCCAGCCACAGCCGAUAUCGGUUACGGUAACCCCGUCGCCGGAGCCAUUGCCAAAUCUACCAAUCUCGACAUGACUUUCAACAACGUCGCCCGUAGCAUGACAGCCUGGAUCCGCGAGAACCAAGGGAUAUGGCUAAUGGAGAGCUCCACGAAGAAAUGGGAGUUCCGUUUCUGCAUCCGUUGGCCAUUCGUCACCGUUCCUGUGGCGGUCAUGGUGGCGAGCGCGCUCUACCUUGGGCUUACAAUUUGGCAGACCCGCAUGUACGGCGUGGACCCUUGGAAAGAGGACGCUUUGGCAGCGAUAGCACAUGGGCUUGAUCAGGAGAGCAAGGCGAAGAUUUGUCAGGCAGAAAGGGUAGGGUUGAGGAACGAAGCUGCGAUGGGGAUGAAGGUUACGCUGCGGCAGGGGAUGUAUGGGGAGGUCGAGUUGAGGGAUGUGGGUAAGGAGGGAUAAUGCGCUUAAUAUAUGUGACUUUGAUAGGCAAGCAAAGAAGAGAUGAC